Molecule: messenger RNA, 672 nt
Organism: Vanderwaltozyma polyspora DSM 70294
Lineage: Eukaryota; Fungi; Ascomycota; Saccharomycetes; Saccharomycetales; Saccharomycetaceae
Gene: UBC8
Product: E2 ubiquitin-conjugating protein UBC8
Exons: 2
Coding region: 1-672 (223 amino acids)
Biological process (GO): protein polyubiquitination; ubiquitin-dependent protein catabolic process
Cellular component (GO): nucleus
Molecular function (GO): ubiquitin conjugating enzyme activity
Source: RefSeq, a predicted model, not a curated record
AUGAGUGGGAAUUCAAAAAGAAGAAUUGAAACCGAUGUCAUGAAACUUCUCAUGAGUGAUCACGAUGUAGAAUUGGUAAAUGAUAACAUGCAAGAAUUCUAUGUCAAAUUUUGUGGGCCAAAAGAUACUCCUUAUGAGAAUGGAUGUUGGAGGCUGCAUGUAGAAUUACCUGACAAUUAUCCUUAUAAAUCUCCAAGUAUCGGAUUUGUUAAUAAAAUUUUCCAUCCAAACAUUGAUAUUGCUUCUGGUUCAAUUUGUUUGGAUGUCAUCAACUCUACUUGGUCCCCAUUAUAUGAUUUGUUGAAUAUUGUAGAAUGGAUGAUACCUGGAUUGUUGAAAGAACCAAAUGGAAGUGAUCCUUUGAAUAAUGAAGCAGCAGGUUUGCAACUACAUGAUAAGACUUUGUAUGAACAGAAAAUUAAAGAAUACAUUGAUAAAUAUGCAACAAGUGAAAAAUAUAACGAAAUUUUUGGUUCUUCUAACUCUGAUUCUUCAGACGAGGAUUUAGAUGUAGAUGUAGAUGGAGAACAAGAAGAUGAAGAAAUGGGUUAUGAACAUGAUACAGAAUAUGGUAAUGAUAAUGAUAAUAAUGAAGAUGAUAAAUUAAGUGAUAUAUCAACUGAUGAAUUAAGCGAAAUUGAUGUUAGUUCUGAAGACGAAGAAAUCGAGUGA